Messenger RNA from Bombus huntii, 1243 nucleotides. RefSeq names its product tRNA methyltransferase 10 homolog A. Gene Ontology annotation, cellular component: nucleoplasm; nucleus. The record is from RefSeq and is a predicted model, not a curated record. Bases 229 to 1197 code for a protein of 322 amino acids. The transcript is spliced from 6 exons. Gene Ontology annotation, molecular function: tRNA binding. NCBI's taxonomy places the organism in Eukaryota, Metazoa, Arthropoda, Insecta, Hymenoptera, Apidae. Gene Ontology annotation, biological process: tRNA N1-guanine methylation.
CUAAAAAAAUAAUAAACUAUCUAAAAAUUUAUAUAUUAUUAUAAUUGAUAGAAUAAUAAAUAUAUUAAAUAUAAAUUUAUAUAAAUAAAAUAAUAGUUAUUUUUGAAUUAAGGAAUAAUUAGAUGUAAAUAAACAGAAAUAAUUGAUGACGCAACUGUACUACAACUCUUAGUGGAUCCUUUCGCAAAAACAGAACGCGAGUUUCAUUUCCAUAUUUUUUGUGAAAAUAUGGAGAAUGAGAACGAUACAAAUACCAUUGGAAAUGAUACACAAUAUGUAAAAAUUUGUGAACAGAAAACAUGUUUCAAUACAGAUAAAAAGUUAUCAGAAUUACAUCCAAAUUUGAGUAAACAUCAGCUGAAGAAAGUAAAAAAAAGGGAAAAAUGGUUGACACGAAAGGUUGAACGAAGAUUACGUGAGCGAGAAAAAACAAGACAGAAACGAGCAUUCGCUCGUGCAAAUAAUAUAGAUCUUGGACCAUCCAGGAAAGCUUUAAAGAAAAGUACAAUGGCAGAUAGCAGUUGUAAAAUUGGGAUAACAGUCGAUUUAUCUUUCGAUGAUUUAAUGAUUGAUAAGGAUAUUGCAAAGUUAACUAAACAAAUACUAAGGUGUUAUACUUUGAAUAGACGAGCUAUUGCACCAAUGCAAUUUUCCCUUACUAGUUUUAAUGGGAAGUCAAAAGCUGAUAUGCAAAAGCACAAUGGAUAUGAACAUUGGGAUGUAAAAUUUCAUGCAGAACCUUAUUUGGAUGUUUAUCCAAAGGAAAAAAUUAUAUAUCUUACUAGUGAAUCAGAAAAUAUUAUUACGCAGUUAAAAUGUGAUUAUGUGUACGUUAUAGGUGGUCUUGUUGAUCAUAACAGUCAUAAGGGUCUCUGUCAUAAAUUAGCUAUACAAGCUGGUAUAACACAUGGCAGAUUACCUCUAGAUAAAUUCUUAAGUAUGAAAGCAAGGAAAGUUUUGACUGUUGAUCAUGUGUUUGAAAUUUUACUUAGAGUCAGUGAAGGAAAAACAUGGCAGGAAGCAUUUCUACAAGUUUUACCAGAAAGGAAGAAUGCACAAUUAAUUGUACCAUUAGAAAACAAUAAAGAUACAUUACAUAUUUAUAAUGACAAGAAAGACAUUUUUCAGGCAAAUGAUAAAAUAGAAUCAAAUGUUAAAAUUAAUGAAUUUGAAAACAUGAAUAAUGUGUGUACAUAACAAAAAUAUGUUGUAAAUAAAAAAGUAAAUGUAAUAUUGUAGUAUA